CUCGCUCACUGGCACUCAUACCUCAUGAGCCCACAAGUUGUAUCCUUAAGCAAUCACGUAUCAAUUAUUCAAGUUUGUCGGUGAUCGCUAUAGGUUUAGAAAGUGCAGUGCUCCUGGCCACCGACCUGAUGGAAUCAUGGUUUACCACAGCACCAGAUCUGAUAGUUAAAGCGCAUACUUUUGCCAGGUUUCAAGUGAACUUUUUCCUGUAUCUUCCCCACAUUGCUGCAGUCGGAUGGCUGUCUCAAUAAACGUAAUUCAAACUGUAGCUCUCGUAUGCGAGGCGCUUUUGUAUGGAGUCUACUGCGUGCUAUUCGUCAUCUCUUUCGUAAUUCUCGUCAAACGAUAUCGAUUAUCUAACCCAGUAAUCUGGGUUGCAAACUGCCUCCUCUUUAUGACAUCGACAGCUCAUUUUGCGUUGGCUUUCAGCCAUUUCUACACUGCACUCGAGUAUGCUCCGUUUUCAGGGUUCACCAACGAAACUCCUGCAUUGAUGGGAGCCAAUUUAUUGAGUUCUGUUGCAGAUCUAGUGGGAGAUUUGCUCCUAAUAUACCGAUGCUGGCUUGUCUGGGGGAAGAAUUCUUAUGUGAUUGUUCUCCCACUGCUCGCUGCUCUUGGGGGCUUUGGGUGUAUCUUACCCAUACCAUCCCUUUUAUUGUCAAUCGACCCGACAUCGCCAGUUCCCCCAACUGAGAUCGUACCCUUGACUAUUGCCGGAUAUGCUUUACCUCUUUGCACAAACAUUAUUGUCACUGGGCUCAUCGCUGGUCGCCUCUGGUACAUAUCUCGCAUCCCCAUCUUAGACGAGCAUGGAACGCCAGCGAUUUUGAAAAUCGCGGCUGGCGGGCGCCCGAUGAUGCUAAUCAUCGAAAGCGGUGCUCUGUAUAUGAUCACGCAACUCAUAUUUGUCGUUCUCGUAGCCAUUGGAAAUCCCGCGGAGGCGAUAUUAAGUUUCGCUUGGGACACAAAUAUAUGUGAGUCCUCGUACAUUUUAGGUAUUGCGUCCACUUUGAUUAUAAUUCGUGUUGGGCUGGGGAUUUCGUCUGAGCAGACUAUGUCGGCGAUGACGUUGACUCAAGUGGAGUUUCAUUCCCAGCGACAAGAUACCACAGGGACGCUCUCAGUUGGCACAUGGAGAAAUGAUCGCUCCGUUUAAUUCUCCAUUAGCUGCCAGAUCGGGUGUGGAGCAGCGGUCAUCGGAUCGACCUUUGAAUAUUUCAUAUUACAAGUGAUGUAUGCGUGUAGAAGGGCUAUAUGAUGAAGUUGCUUACAAUUUAGGCAUAGAACGGAU
This is a messenger RNA of Suillus subalutaceus, 1291 nucleotides long. RefSeq lists its product as uncharacterized. The coding region runs from base 236 to 1156 and encodes 306 amino acids. The record is from RefSeq and is a predicted model, not a curated record. The transcript has 6 exons. Lineage: Eukaryota; Fungi; Basidiomycota; Agaricomycetes; Boletales; Suillaceae.